AUGGCCUCAAAGGCUGUGAGACUGAGGACUGGACCUAUUUUGGCUGCGGCGCACAUUACCAAUGCCGUUAGAGAAGGCCGGGCCAAGUUGCACUCCACAGGGUUUCAUUCUACCUGGGCGUCGACCAAUUAUUCUAUCACAUCUUCCAAGCCAGCCACUCUUGGGUUCGAAUUUUUGGCCGGAAAAACUUUCUACGUGAUUCAGAUCAGGCCCUGGUCAAAAAUUGGUGUUGAGCGCUGUUCAACCUUAGUGUCACUAAAACAACACACAUCAUUAUUAGUCAUCUUUGAGAGGGGGGUUGAUUCUGGUGAUGGGAGAUCAUGCCGAGGUUCAAAAGUUCGCCGUGGCUCGAAAUUCCCCCGCCCAAAUUUGAACACCGUUCAACUGCAACCCGCAACUAUGGAUCUGGCCAGUGCAAGGUCCAUAUCAGCAGCAAGGGUAUCUUCACAACGUUGUGCUAAUGCGGAAUCCCGGACAUCACGGUCGGGUCGAGGAAAGAUAAAAUCCGCCAACCAAGAAAAAUUGCUUCGGAUAAUGAUACUACUAUGGGGAGCUCGAUUUGUUAGCGCCAUUCUGAUGCCCUCCAAAGGAAGGCUGCCCGUAAUCUUCAGUAUCUCAUUGAUGUAG
Messenger RNA from Histoplasma capsulatum G186AR, 627 nucleotides. RefSeq lists its product as uncharacterized. Bases 1 to 627 code for a protein of 208 amino acids. Lineage: Eukaryota; Fungi; Ascomycota; Eurotiomycetes; Onygenales; Ajellomycetaceae. The record is from RefSeq and is a predicted model, not a curated record. The transcript has 3 exons.